Molecule: messenger RNA, 1327 nt
Organism: Nicotiana tabacum (common tobacco)
Lineage: Eukaryota; Viridiplantae; Streptophyta; Magnoliopsida; Solanales; Solanaceae
Source: RefSeq, a predicted model, not a curated record
UCAAUUCUAUUCUUCUUCUAAUUCUCAAUUCCUCCUACCUUUCCCACUAUGGGUUCUUGCAUUAGUAAAUGCAACCCCCAAAAAGAUUUCCAAGAAGAAGAUAAUCACCUUGAUAACCAUGAAUGUGUUAGAGAUAAGCUUGUGAUUUCACAAGCUCCCAUAUCUCCAAAAAUUUCUCUUCCUUCUUCUUCUUCAACUAUUCAAAAACGUGUCUCUUCUUCUCCUUCUUCAUCAUCUUCUUCAGUAUCUCUUUCUUCGUUUUCCUCUAUUGUGACUAACACAACAUUAUCUUCAUCUUUGUCGUCGUCAUCUUCCUCCUCUUCAUCCUCUUGUUUCAAGGAUCGUUCUUUCUCGAACGACUUCUUAUUAUCUUGUGCCCAAGAACACGACCAUAUACUUGACAUCAAGAAAAUAAAUAAAGGAACUACUUGUGUUACUCAAAGUAUGUCAUCAACCAUGUUGCGAUCAUCAUCAUCAUCAUCCUCUUUAUCGAAACCACCUAGUCCUCGAAGGGAGUGCAAUUCGACAACCCCUAAGAAAAGGCCACGUGCCAAUUCGCCAACAAUAGUUCGACAAAAGAGUUUUAGAAAAGAACCUGAUCAACAACUCAAGGGAGGAAAUAUUGGUAACAAUACUCUAAAUGCUACUUCUACAUAUCAUCAUUUUCCUAAUAGAACAACCCUUAAGUCACCAUCUCCAAGUCGAAGAUUUCCCUCAAAUUUGAACGGUGACAGCUCGUUUAGAAGAUCGGUUGUUUCCAAAGGGAAUAAUGGGAAUAUUUUAUCAAGAUCCUCGUCUUUGAGAAGAGAGAACCAUAUCAAUAAUAAUCAGCCAGCAAUUACUCCAAAACGUGAAGGAAAAAUGAGAAAUGCACUUCAGGUUUCUCCAAAGAUCGAUGAAAUGGAAAUUGGAGAAGUGAAAUCAAGUCACGAUUUGGACUCCUUUCUCAUGGAGGACAUUAACAAUCCUCUUAUUGCCUUGGAUUGUUUUAUUUUUCUCUAGAGCGAGAUCUCUUUGUACAAAAAAAAAUCACUUUUUUGUUUAAGUUUUUUUUCUUUUCUUUUCUUUCAUUGGGUCUCAAGAGGAGUUGAACCUAAAAUUUAACUAAGUCAAGAAUUAUAAUGGUGAAAGUAUGGGACUUUCUACCAUGUUAAGACUUGUCUUGUUGGAACGACAAGCAUGUUGAUAAUGUGUGAUUUAUUUCAUGUUUACAUUUUUUUUUAAAAUUUCACUCUUUUUUAUUAUAAUUACUGUAUAUUCCUUCAAAACUAUCAAUUCGAUAGGAGAUAAAAGGAAAGAUUUGUGGUGUUUGUUUGAAUUCUUUGAU